Aplosporella prunicola CBS 121167 is the source of this 1380-nucleotide messenger RNA. RefSeq lists its product as uncharacterized. Bases 1 to 1380 code for a protein of 459 amino acids. Lineage: Eukaryota; Fungi; Ascomycota; Dothideomycetes; Botryosphaeriales; Aplosporellaceae. Gene Ontology annotation, cellular component: cytoplasm. The record is from RefSeq and is a predicted model, not a curated record. The transcript is spliced from 3 exons.
AUGGACGUCGCCUACGACUACAUCCAGGAGGAGAGCUUCCCCGACGACGAUCAGCACCCCAAGGACGCGCCCAAGCCGGAAGCAGCACCGCCGCAAAACAGCUUCAACAACGAGGUCCAAGAGGCAUACAAAGCCAUCUCCAGCAGUCCAUGGGCGGCACGGAUCGGGGGAUUCUGGGGCACGGUCAAGAAACAGGGCGAGAGCUACUAUGAGACGGCGCGGCAGCAGUCGACGCCCGCGCUGGAGCAAGCCAGCAAGGGCCUGACGGACCUGCGCUCGACGCUGACGACGCACGCGCGCAACAUCUCGACGAACCUGCCGCAGCUGCCAGCCGAGGGCGGCGGGGAGGCCAGCAGCGCCGCAACCAGCACGCGCACCAUCACCGACAAAGACGGCAACACGAUCGAAGUGAGCGCGGCAGCGACGGUGCCCGAGAACCCCACCACGGCGCACGCGGAGCGCUCCGAGAACCUGUCGGCCGACAUAGUCAAGGAGGCCGAGGGCAUGCUGUCGCUGCUGCGGUUCGAGGGCGCCAAGCGGCUCAAGGACAUCCAGAAGGCCGAGGACGCCGCCGACGAGGCCCUCCUCAAAUUCGGCACCAACAUCCGCGAUUUCCUGCGCGACGCGGUGACGAUCACGGGGCCGGGCAGCGAGGGAGCGGGCGGGGCCGACGCGGCGGGGCAGUCCAGCAAGGUGCUUUUCGAGAGCAAGGACGUCGACGGCAAGCGCGUCAUCCAUACCACGCGCUUCGAUGCCCAGCUGCACGUCAUCCACAGCUCGCUCGACAGUUUCGUGCAUGACCCCGAGAGCCCGGAAUGGGCCAAGUGGGCCGCUGAGUUUGAUAUCGACAAGAAGACGGCCGAUAUUGCUAAGGAUCUGGAAAAGUACAAGGAGCUGCGUCGCGCUAUGGAAGCCUUGGUCCCCGAGAAGGUCGAGUACACGCCUUUCUGGACGCGCUACUAUUUCCUGCGCCACGUCAUCGAGAGCGAGGAGCAGCGCCGGAGGGAGAUGCUCAAAGCCUCCGCAACAGCAACAACCGAAAACGAGCCCUCCUGGGACGACGACUCGGACGCCGAAGCCGAAACCCCAAACGCAGGUGCAAACGCAGGCACAGACAGCACCUCGAAGCCCGCAACGCCCAACCCGCUCGCCGCAUCCAAAGAGACGCUCAAACCCGCCGCGCCCGCCGAAAAGCCCAAAAACGCCACCGACGCCCUCCGCGAACACGACCUGCACUCCCAGCCCGACAGCGACGCCAGCUACGACCUUGUUAGCGGCGCGACGAGCCGGGCGCCUGGGAGUCCGGGGGAGGAGAAAAAGAGGGUCGAUGUUGAGGCGAAGGGGCAGGUCGAGGAGAGCGAUGAGGAGGAUUGGGAGUAG